This is a messenger RNA of Carassius carassius (crucian carp), 1555 nucleotides long. RefSeq names its product tetraspanin-17. Gene Ontology annotation, cellular component: membrane. The record is from RefSeq and is a predicted model, not a curated record. Lineage: Eukaryota; Metazoa; Chordata; Actinopteri; Cypriniformes; Cyprinidae. Gene Ontology annotation, biological process: protein localization to plasma membrane; protein maturation; regulation of vascular endothelial growth factor signaling pathway. Bases 374 to 1186 code for a protein of 270 amino acids. The transcript has 8 exons.
CACGCUUCUCAGUUCUUGCUGGAUUGUUAGAUUGCAGUGGAUUGUUUUCCUCGGGACAUUUACAACAAGGUUAAAAUAUCAAAAACAUCUCAUGACACCAAUCCAAACCGUUCGGGGUUUAUCAGGGGGGACCCGGAACAUUCAUUUCCCCACCCAUAUACAUCCUCAUCCGUUGUUUAUAUGUUUAAAACUGAUGAAUAUAUUCAGCUCAGUGGAUAAAGCGCUUGUUGGUGCAUUGUUGUGGUUUGCGAUGUGUUGCUGGUUCGCAGACUCUUCGGCUAAAAUAUAGAUACAUGAAUCGCUUUCGAGUCGUUUUUUUGCAGAUCCGUUUAGUUUUUGUAUCAACACAACAGCAUUAGCUGGCCUGGACAAAAUGAGCAGAAAACAGCAUCAUUUUAAAGGAGCAGAGGUCAGCUGCUGUGUUAAAUACUUCUUGUUCGGAUUCAACAUCCUUUUUUGGUUGCUGGGAGCUGCAUUCUUGGGUAUUGGACUUUGGGCCUGGGCAGAAAAGGCAAUGCUGUCAAACAUUUCCUCCAUCACAGAUCUGGGCGGCUUCGACCCUGUCUGGCUCUUCAUUGUUGUAGGAGGGGUGAUGUUCAUCCUCGGAUUUGCCGGAUGCAUUGGUGCGCUCCGGGAGAACACAUUCCUACUCAAAUUUUUUUCAGUGUUUUUGGGCCUCAUCUUUUUCCUGGAACUCACAGCUGGCAUUUUAGCCUUUGUGUUUAAAGAUUGGAUCAAAGACCAGCUGAACUUCUUCAUCAACAACAAUGUUAAAGCAUAUCGGGAUGACAUUGACCUCCAGAACCUCAUUGACUUUGCUCAAGAAUAUUGGUCGUGUUGUGGUGCUCAUGGGCCGAAUGACUGGAACCUGAACAUCUAUUUCAACUGCACCGACUCUAACCCCAGCCGGGAAAGGUGUGGCGUUCCCUUCUCCUGUUGUGUCAAAGACCCCGCUGAGGAUGUCCUGAAUACACAAUGUGGCUAUGAUGUGCGGCUUCAAGGGGAGUUGGAUCAGCAGAAGUACAUUUAUACAAAGGGCUGUGUGGGGCAGUUUGAAAAGUGGCUUCAGGACAAUCUGAUCAUCGUUGCUGGGAUUUUUGUGGGGAUGGCAUUAUUACAGAUUUUUGGGAUAUGCCUGGCUCAAAACCUGGUGAGCGACAUCAGAGCGGUCAAAGCCAACUGGUGACUUUUUGCAGAGAGCGACAGGUGACAGUGACCUCUGAUUAUGGCAGAGAGCUUAUUGCAAAUAAACACUGUUUACACACCACUGAGCUGGUAAAUUCCACCCUUUUAACCCUACAGACUUUGUAUGUUAGCUGACUUUACAAAGUGGACUGUCCAUCUAUGUUUUUUCUUUUUUUUUGUGGUUCCUUCUGAAAACAAGCUCUUAUGGAGACUAUCCAGAAGGAGCUUAACGUGAGAUGUCACAUCGAGAUCAAGCUAUCUGCGAUCUCGCAGCUGUCUCUUUAUUGAAUGCUAUUUUCGUUUGCCCUUAAUAAAUGUUCACCAGACUCUCCUUCAUGUUGGUGAAUAAAGUGAAGGGUGUUUUCAUUAA